AUGAAGCGCUCACGAGAGCUUGAGGACGAGUUAGAUUCGGACGCCCUCCGAGCGGACACUAGGCCAUCAUCCACAGUCUCCCAACAGCCGGUAGCAAAGGCAGCCCAACUAGACUGCGCCAUCGAGGACGAGAACGACGAGGAAAACGCCGUCACCAUGAGAUGCUUCCUACCGCCUCACAAGGAACCCUUAACCUUCCAGUCCUACGACGAUUACGAGGUCCAUUACACCAAGUCUCACACGAAUCGAUGUCUCGAGUGUCGUAAGAACUUUCCAACCGAGCACCUGCUUGGCGUCCACAUCGAUGAGUGCCAUAAUCCCAUGGUGUUAGUUCAAAGGGAAAAGGGGGAGCACACGUACUCAUGCUUUGUCGAGGGCUGUGAACGCAAGUGUUUGACACAUCAAAAGCGGCGUAUGCACCUCAUCGACAAGCACAUGUAUCCCAAGAACUUCUUCUUCGGGGUCACAAAGGAUGGCAUCGACGGCAGGAGGUCUCUCCUCGUUGAAGGCCAUCACCGCCGUCGCUCUUCAACUAACACCCAGUCAAAAGAGUCACGACGCCGCGCGAGUCUAUUGGAAGCGGCAGGGUCACCAACACAGACAGAGUCACAGGCAGGAGAGCCGACGCCCAAGUCAACACCAACUAAGAAGACUGGGAAGUCACCAGAGAAGGUAUCAAACAGCGAUGACCCAGUGGACACGGACAUGGCAGAUCUUACGGGGGCCAUGUCGGCACUGAACUUUGUUCCCCCAAGUGUCCGGUUCGGGAGAGGUAGGGCAGGUUUCUCCAAAAGAUAG
Ilyonectria robusta is the source of this 798-nucleotide messenger RNA. RefSeq lists its product as uncharacterized. NCBI's taxonomy places the organism in Eukaryota, Fungi, Ascomycota, Sordariomycetes, Hypocreales, Nectriaceae. The record is from RefSeq and is a predicted model, not a curated record. Bases 1 to 798 code for a protein of 265 amino acids. The transcript is spliced from 2 exons.